Emiliania huxleyi CCMP1516 is the source of this 192-nucleotide messenger RNA. RefSeq lists its product as hypothetical. Bases 1 to 192 code for a protein of 63 amino acids. The transcript has 3 exons. NCBI's taxonomy places the organism in Eukaryota, Haptophyta, Isochrysidales, Noelaerhabdaceae. The record is from RefSeq and is a predicted model, not a curated record.
AUGGGUGAUUUUCAGUGGGCUUGGAAAGUGACAAGUGCGCGCGCCGCAGGCGAAGAGAAUUUUGAGCUGGGCCUCCCGUUCACACUCGACCAUGCGCAUGCCAAGGGUGUUUUUUCUCACUUCAAUGAGAGCCCUGAGUCGAUCGUCUGCCAUCUACACAUCAAACCGAACAGGAACACGCGAAGUUACUAA